AUGACAUCGACACCCGUAAUCGUACGCAGCACGAACUCUACCAAAAUACCCCGCCCUUUGCUGACGGCGUUCAACCUCUCGGCCAGUGUCCGUUUUUCUGAUGGUCCUUACGAUAGCGUGCAUGCCAAGCGGCUGCUGGGGGAUCUCAAAUCCACGCUAGGUGAAGAGCGAGCGAGCCCUCCCAUUCCUACAUCGAUGGGAAAAAAGGUAGCGAAUGCAGUUGGUAGACUGGUGACUUCACUACACUCGUACGGUCAAAACACGGACGGGCUUCCCAGCGGUUAUAAAGAAAAAGUGAGGUCAUUCGAAUUACAUGCUAUCAUGGCAUAUCUCGAGACUCGCUGUCUUGCAUUGGAAUCUGGGCAACCCCACGAAAAGGAGCUCCGACAACGUAAAAUGGCUCGGCUCGCACGAGGGGGUAUUGACCUUGUGGAGAGCUCAAAGGAUGGAAGGGACGAGUUCAUUUCCACUGUCCGAGAAUUCAUCUCCGAGCGUCAGUGGACAGAGAUAACCCCCGAAUUGGCGGACGAUCUAAUUGAGAAGGUGCAAUCGAUAGAGAAUACUCCCGGUGAGAUUUUUAAGAAACUAGACAUUGGGGGUGAGUCUACAUGGGUUUCAAGAAAACGUAUGGGGAACCCUUUCGCAUCACCAAAACUCGGGGCACUGAUGGGAUACAUCGGUGUAUACAAUGAGCAACACCAUACGUCCUGGACAUUGCUCGACGCAUUUAUCGCAGGCUACGGAGGCGAAGCAAACGUCGCAGGUAUGUUGUCUCUGGCACGGCUCAGCUGUAUCUACGGUGGUGAAGCUCGGCAAAUGGACGAGGAGCUGUUUGAUAUGUGGCUGGAAAGGGGAUGGAUAAUCGGUCAUGUUCUCGACAUCCAAAAGAAACAGUUACAUAUAAUACGUCGUCCGUGGGCAUACACAGUGAAGGAUCCCUUGAAGCAGUACAUUUUGUACUUCACGAGGGCAUUAUCACUUCCGGAACUAUAUACCGCCAACAUUCUGGAACUUUUGAAUCGUGAGAAAUUUAAUAUCAAAGAGCUGUUGAGCGUGGUGGAAGAGUCGGACGAACAGAUCACAGAUUUCCUGAUAGGCCCAUAA
Messenger RNA from Peronospora matthiolae, 1104 nucleotides. NCBI's taxonomy places the organism in Eukaryota, Oomycota, Peronosporomycetes, Peronosporales, Peronosporaceae. The record is from the annotation of a GenBank genome assembly.